GUCUGAGCGCAGCUACCAGCUUUCUUCUGGAUCGUGGCCCAGCGCAGAAGCACAGCCUCCGUCCCAGGAACGAAGGCCCUACUGGAGUGGCUCAGCACCUUCCACAAAGACCCGGGGCUCGUGUGCUUGUCAGGAACGUCCCGCUGCCCCUCACGGCCAGGGUCCCAGUAGCAGAUGGGGCUGGCCGGGGGGCCUGGAGAGCGAGUCUCCGGCCUCAGAAAGGCGCAGGGCCGCGGAGGGGCUCCUAGAAAGGGCCCCCAGCUAGCUGGUGUCGGCGCUCACAGCCCACUCUGACCGCGCCUCUGCCCCUCCCGCUCCUGCGAGCCCCGUGGCGCCGGCGAACAGGCGGACACGCGGAUCCGCCUGACCGGGACGGGGUUCCGGGUCGCACUGCGCAUGCCCUGAAGUCAUGGCCGGCGGAGGCGGUGGUUCGCGGCGGCGCGCUGCGCGCGGCGGUAAUUAGUAAUUGUCCUCCUGCUCCCGGGAGGCGAGGCGUGUGGGGCGCGGCUUCCCGGUGGCUGCGCGGCGGUACCCCGGCCCGAGGGGCAGCCGGGCAGAUGAGACCGCCGCUUCUCCGUGCCCUGUAGAGGUUUCUCAGAGAGAAGCACGGACCGGUUCCGAAACCUCCGGACCGCCCGCGGGGAGCUGAACCAGCGCGCGGGGACGGCGAGGCCGCGGAGAGGAAGGUGCAAUGGCGAGGAAUUUAUCUGUAAUCUUGAUUCUGACCUUCACCCUGUCAGUCACAAAUCCCCUUCAUGAACUAGAACCGGCAACUGCUUUCGCUCAGACCACUGAGAAAAUUAUUACGAAUUGGGAAUCUGGCAUUAACGUUGACUUGGCAGUUGCCACACGGCGACAUCAUCUACAGCAGCUUUUCCAUCGCUAUGGAGAAAAUAAUUCCUUGUCAGUUGAAGGGUUCAGAAAAUUGCUUCAGAAUAUAGGCAUAGAUAAGGUUAAAAAAAUCCAUAUACACCAUGACCACGACCAUCACUCUGACCAUGAUCACCACUCUCACCGUAAUCAUGCUGCUUCCAGUAAAAAUAAUCGGAAACCUCUUUGCCCAGACCAUGAGUCUGAUAGUUCGGGUAAAGAUCCCAGAAACAGCCAGGGGAAAGGAUCUCACCGAUCAGAACGUGCCAAUGGUAGAAGGAAUGUUUUAAUCAAGGAUGGUGUUACUGCUAGUGAAGUGACCUCAGCUGUGUAUAAUGCUGUCUCUGAAGGAACUCACUUUCUAGAGACAAUAGACACUCCAAAACCUGGAAAAUUUUUCCCCAAAGACGUGAGCAGUUCCACUCCACCCAGUAUCACAGAAAAAAGCCGGGUGAGCCGGCUGGCCAGUAGGAAAACAAAUGAAUCUGUGAGUGAGCCCAGAAAAGGCUUUAUGUAUUCCAGAAACGCAAAUGAAAAUACUCAGGAGUGUUUCAAUGCGUCAAAGUUGCUUACAUCUCAUGGCAUGGGCAUCCAGGUUCUGCUGAAUGCAACGGAGUUCAACUAUCUCUGCCCAGCCAUCAUCAAUCAAAUUGACGCUAGAUCAUGUCUGAUUCAUACAACGAGUGAAAAGAAAGCUGAAAUCCCUCCAAAGACCUAUUCUUUACAAAUAGCCUGGGUUGGUGGCUUUAUAGCCAUUUCCAUCAUCAGUUUUCUGUCUUUGCUCGGCGUUAUCUUAGUGCCUCUCAUGAAUCGGGUGUUUUUCAAAUUUCUCCUAAGUUUCCUUGUGGCACUGGCCGUUGGGACAUUAAGUGGCGAUGCUUUUUUACACCUCCUUCCACAUUCUCAUGCAAGUCACCACCAUAGUCACAGCCAUGAAGAAUCCACAAUGGAAAUGAAGAGAGGGCCACUUUUCAGUCAUCUGUCUUCUCAAAACAUAGAAGAAAGUACCUAUUUUGAUUCCACAUGGAAGGGUCUGACAGCUCUGGGUGGCUUGUAUUUCAUGUUUCUUGUUGAACAUGUACUCACAUUAAUCAAGCAAUUUAAAGAUAAGAAGAAAAAGAAUCAGAAAAAACCUGAAACUGAUGAUGAUGUGGAGAUUAAGAAGCAGCUGUCCAAGUACGAAUCUCAACUUUCAACAAAUGAGGAGAAAGUAGACGCAGAUGAUCGACCUGAAGCCUAUUUACGAACAGACUCCCAGGAGCCCUCCCACUUUGAUUCUCAACAGCCAGCAAUCUUGGAAGAAGAAGAGGUCAUGAUAGCUCAUGCUCAUCCACAAGAAGUCUAUAAUGAAUAUGUCCCCCGAGGGUGCAAGAAUAAAUGCCAUUCGCAUUUUCAUGAUACGCUUGGCCAGUCAGACGAUCUCAUUCACCACCAUCAUGACUACCAUCAUAUUCUGCAUCACCACCACCACCAAAACCACCACCCCCACAGUCACAGUCAGCGCUACUCUCGGGAGGAGCUGAAGGAUGCGGGCAUCGCCACGUUGGCCUGGAUGGUGAUCAUGGGCGACGGCCUGCACAAUUUCAGCGAUGGCCUUGCAAUUGGCGCUGCUUUCACUGAAGGUUUGUCGAGUGGUUUAAGUACUUCUGUUGCUGUGUUUUGUCACGAAUUGCCUCAUGAAUUAGGUGACUUUGCUGUUUUACUAAAGGCUGGCAUGACUGUUAAGCAGGCUGUUCUUUAUAAUGCUUUGUCAGCCAUGCUGGCUUAUCUUGGAAUGGCAACGGGAAUCUUCAUUGGUCAUUAUGCUGAAAAUGUUUCUAUGUGGAUAUUUGCACUUACUGCUGGCUUAUUCAUGUAUGUUGCUCUGGUUGAUAUGGUACCUGAGAUGCUGCACAAUGAUGCUAGUGACCAUGGAUGUAGCCGCUGGGGAUAUUUCUUUUUACAGAAUGCUGGGAUACUUUUGGGUUUUGGAAUUAUGUUGCUUAUUUCCAUAUUUGAACAUAAAAUUGUGUUUCGUAUAAAUUUCUAAUUAGGGCGUAAAUGCUAGAAUAGCUUAAAAAAGUAUUGCUGUCUGUAGUGACGAAUAGGUCAUAGGGAGAUGAGAGUUCAUAUGCUGUGAUAUGCAGCCUUUAUGGUUAGUGGAUUUUGUGAUUUUUUUUUUUAUUGAAUAUUUCCAUUUGUUAUGCUUAUAAGGUCAGUUAUGGUGGUAACACAAAGGUACAUUUUAAUAUUUAAGUUAUUCUAUUUUGGGAAUAUGAGCUAUAGGUGCAGUUUACCAAUUUUACCAGUUUAUUGUAUAAACAAGAGAUUUGGCAUGACAUAUUCUGUAUAUUUCAGGAAAAAUGUCUUUAAUGCUUUUUCUAGAACUAAUUUAACACAGUAAGCCCCAUGCUGGAUGCCAGGCCUCUGAAGAACUGUUGGCAUUUAGGAGUAGGGAUACACACAAAGCCUGAGAUACCAAUAAAGCUCAUACUGAAGUUUAGCUAAGAAAUAAAGAGAAAAAAAGAAGAAUCUGUAAGAAUUAAGGCACAGAUUUCUUACCAAAAAAAAGUCACAAAACUGGUUACAAAAUAGAAGAAAAAAUUUAAAUUAAAAAGGCAGUAUUAGUAUAGAGUACAUUCAUAAAACAUUUUUGUCAGAGUAAAACCACAGUGAGCACUUUUUACUAAUUUAGUUGUACAUUUAACUUUGUAUAAUAGAGAAGUCUAAGUAUAUUUAAUGAAUUCAAGCAAUAUAUAGCUUAACCAAGAAAUUGGAAUGUUAAAAUAUUUGUGUGGAGUUUUACCAGAUGAGUAUGAGUAAGUCUAUGUAUGGCCGGAAAACUUGGGUGUUGAAUGUUCUGGUUAUCUGGUUUACCAAAUGUCGGCAUAUUAGAGCUUUGAGAUAGGCAAGGACAUGAAAACCAUACUGACUAAAAUUUGACUCCUUGGAUUCAGAAAAUACUUUGGUAUCUUUCAGUGCUUCAGUGUAGUCGUUAUGAGCAAUUAUCAUUUUUAUAUGUAGUACUUUAGACAUACUAGGGCUGUCUGUGGCAUUCUCUAGAUGUUGCUUUUCUACAAAAUAAAUUCCCCAUGUCAGCUUGAUAUCAUAUCCGAUUUUCUUUUUUU
Molecule: messenger RNA, 3977 nt
Organism: Neomonachus schauinslandi (Hawaiian monk seal)
Lineage: Eukaryota; Metazoa; Chordata; Mammalia; Carnivora; Phocidae
Gene: SLC39A6
Product: solute carrier family 39 member 6
Exons: 10
Coding region: 692-2899 (735 amino acids)
Biological process (GO): zinc ion import across plasma membrane; intracellular zinc ion homeostasis
Cellular component (GO): membrane
Molecular function (GO): zinc ion transmembrane transporter activity
Source: RefSeq, a predicted model, not a curated record